Messenger RNA from Saxophila tyrrhenica, 597 nucleotides. RefSeq lists its product as uncharacterized. The record is from RefSeq and is a predicted model, not a curated record. Gene Ontology annotation, molecular function: ubiquitin protein ligase activity; metal ion binding. NCBI's taxonomy places the organism in Eukaryota, Fungi, Ascomycota, Dothideomycetes, Mycosphaerellales, Extremaceae. Gene Ontology annotation, biological process: protein polyubiquitination; ubiquitin-dependent protein catabolic process. The transcript has a single exon. The coding region runs from base 1 to 597 and encodes 198 amino acids.
AUGCCUCCAAUUGGGGAUUUCCUAACCUACAGCCGCAUCCUCGACCUCCAGACCCCCGUCACAGGCGACUUCACCUGCGCCGGCACAGCUGGCCGCAACGCACACGACCAUGGCCGCCGCUGCCUGCGCCUCAUCCGCAUCGGCGACUGGGGCGCGAUUCACACCGACGUGGCUAACCUCUGCCGCGCCGACACGCUCGCAGCGGUAGAAUCACACCUAGGAAACCUCGCCUCGCAUGCGCUCUGCCAUCAACACCAGAAUCAGCGUGAGGAGAUCGUGUCGCGCUGGCACCCCCUCGUGGCUACGCAGCGUUUUCUUGACGGGCAGCAGGACGGCAACGUGGUUGCGCGGAGGCCGCGGGCGAACCCUCGCGGCCCGAAAGAGAUUAAGGAUGAUGAGAUGUGUGGGAUUUGCACGGAGGUGUUGACGGAGCCGGUGCUGACGCCUUGUGGGCAUUUGUUCUGCACGGCGUGUUUGAAGCAGUGGUUUAAUGGGGUCCAGCGUAAGACUUGUCCGAUGGAUCGGAAGGCGUUGGCGUGGGGUCGUCUUGUGAUGGCUUUGGAGGAUGGGAGGGAGGAGGACGAUAUGUCUGAGUAG